This is a messenger RNA of Mesoplodon densirostris (Blainville's beaked whale), 528 nucleotides long. It is a transcript of the gene DNAJC5G, whose product is annotated as DnaJ heat shock protein family (Hsp40) member C5 gamma. The coding region runs from base 1 to 528 and encodes 175 amino acids. The transcript has 4 exons. The record is from RefSeq and is a predicted model, not a curated record. Lineage: Eukaryota; Metazoa; Chordata; Mammalia; Artiodactyla; Ziphiidae.
AUGGCUCACAUGGACGAAGCAGCCCGCCGGUUGUCCAAAACUGGAUCAACCCUCUAUGCAGUGCUGGAGCUUAAGAAGGGUGCUUCACCUGAAGACGUCAAAAAGGCCUACAGGAGACUGGCCUUGAAGUAUCAUCCAGAGAAGAAUCCAGGGGACCCUCAAGCAGCAGAAAUAUUCAAGGAGAUCAACACAGCCCACUCCGUACUGAGUGACCCUAAGAAGCGGCAAAUUUACGACCGGCAUGGCUCAUUGGGAAUAUAUAUAUACGACCACUUUGGCGGAGAAGGCGUCACAUACUAUUUUACGCUGAAUAGUUGUUGGUUCAAGAUGCUUGUCCUCCUGUGUGCUCCGCUUACCCGUUGCUAUUGCUGCUGCUGCUGCUGCUUUUGCUGUGGAACACUUAAGCCACCACCCGAGGAAGCAGCUAAGACAAAAUAUGAGCUGAAUGUCCAGAAUCAGCCUCCAAGUUCAGGACACAGAGAACAUUUUAGAAGAGGGGAAGAUAAUUCUAGUGAUGAUAAUUAUUAA